Molecule: messenger RNA, 2565 nt
Organism: Epinephelus fuscoguttatus (brown-marbled grouper)
Lineage: Eukaryota; Metazoa; Chordata; Actinopteri; Perciformes; Serranidae
Product: V-set and immunoglobulin domain-containing protein 10-like 2
Exons: 12
Coding region: 1-2565 (854 amino acids)
Molecular function (GO): protein binding
Source: RefSeq, a predicted model, not a curated record
AUGGCAGAGAGACAGAAGCGGUCAAAGCCGUGGCUUCACUUCACGCUGUUAAUAGCCUCCCUGGAGCUGCUAGCCCACUGUGGAGCCUCGCACAUCCCCGCUCCAGUGGUAAAGGUCAAUCCCAACUGGGAGGUGGUGUACCGGGACGCCGAUGUGUAUGGCGUGGUGGGCAAAGCGGUGAUCCUGGAGUGCGGUCCCACCUUACCUGACAUGUACAUAUGGAGCUUCACCAAGCCCGGGACUGAAGCCAUAAGAGCUGUGGCGUAUGAUUUGGGGAAAGGACAGAGGAUCCAGAAGCUGGCGGAGACACUCGGACAAGUCACGGUCAUCACGAACAGUGCAGCUGUGAGCAUCGAGAAGCUGCCUCUUGCCGCACACGGCCUCUUCACCUGCCAGGCUUUCUAUGACAUAGAACGGGAGCCCAAAGUCUACUACUACUACGUGCACCUGACUGUCCGAGUUCCCGUCACUAAGCCUUACCUCCUGAUGAGUGAUGUAUCUCCAGUGGAGGGAUCUACAAUGUGGAUGCGUUGCAAUCUGGACAAUGGGACCGGACCAAUCCAGUAUGUGUGGCAACAUGAGACCCGCAAUGGAAACAUCUCAGCCUUUGCACAAGGCAACGCCAAUGUUAUCAACAUGACCGACGUCAACCGCAACCAUACUGGCUGGUAUCGCUGUGUGGCCAGCAACGCCGUCAACAGCGAGAGCUCUAACCGGUUAUGGCUGGACACCAUCUUCGGCCCGGACAUCCCUCAGAUAGACGUGACUCCGUACAGUAUAACAGAGCGUGGAUAUUCAGCCCUGGAGAGAGAGACUGUUUCUUUACUGUGUCAAGCCCAGUCUAACCCGGCCAGCCAGUACGUCUGGUUCUACAACAACUCCCAGGUCUACACCGGGCCGCAGUUAACCAUCACCAAGAUCCUCCGCAUGCACACUGGCGACUACGCCUGCUUGGCACAGAACACCUACCUCAACACCCGCUCCAAAAAAACCAUCAGCCUGACUGUCUACUACCCACCCGACGGCUCCCCCUCCUGCUCUGUGGAACCGGCUCUGAAUCACACCUCUCUGAGACUGCUCUGCUCCUGGCCUGGUGGAUUCCCCUCCCCCUCCCUCCACUGGAAUGGACACCUGAAACGAGCGGGACAAGACGAGGCUGACACAGGGCAGCAAACAAAUCCACUGACCAACACUGCCAUCUUGCUGCCAUCUGAAGGCCUGACUUCCAACGACACCUUGUUUACUUGCAUGGGCUCCCACCUGGCGCUCCAACAGAGCGCAGAGUGCAGCACGCGCACAUAUAUUCCCCCUGCAGAGCCGGUGUGUUUUGCCUAUGUGACUAACACCAAACAGUAUCUGAUGCUGUCCUGCUCCUGGGAUGGAGGGGCCCCAAAGGCCUUGGUGUGGUGGGAGGGCCCGGGUAGCCACGGCAAAGGUGGGGAGGAAAGCUCCAACAUCUUGGUGCUUCGCUACGGCACUGCCCGCGGUGGGAAACCCUACACCUGCCAUGCUAAGCAUCCACUUCUGGCCCAAACCAAGACCUGCAGGCUCACACUGGAGGCUCCUGUGUUGCUGACACGGCGUCGAGUUGUGUCUGUAUACGAGGGGAGUGAUGUUCAGCUUACCUGCAACCUGAGGUCCAACUACCUUCCUGUCAGUGAAAUCACCUGGUUUAACAAUCAGGGCGUAGGCGUCCAAGACACCUCGAAGUACGUACUGCUGCGAACAUCUGCAUGGGCCAAUCUGACUGUGAGAGACACAGAUGAGAUGAAAGACAGUGGCGAGUACAGAUGCUCCACUUCUAAUGCAGUCGGAGGAACUGAAAUCAAUGUCACUUUAGUGGUCAAGAAGCACCCCAUGCCACCUAAUGCGACCCUGAUCAGCGUGGUGUACAACAGCCGACAGCGAAACGAGGUGGAGCUGGAGUGGCAGGUAGACAACGAAGAAGAAGGAGGUUGGACAGGUUUCAUCCUGCAGCACAGAUUGGUGUCAGAGCGACCAGGAAGGAGAGGCAGCAACAAUGAUUCAGCGGAGGAGACGGAGGAGAGGAUCGGUCCACCAGCCUGGUACCGUAACAUCAUCCAGGACCCAGAAGUCAGAAGUCAUACAGUAGGGAGACUGAUACCAACCAUUACCUACCAGUUUCGCAUCAUACCCGUCAACCAUCGCACCGUUGGACACCCCUCUGCAGCAAAGAUUCCAGCGGAACCACGCUACAAUAUGUACCCUGCUGUGAUCGGAGCAGCGAUAGGCGGGAUGCUCAUUGCAGCCAUCCUCACAGCGCUGCUGCUCAUCUUCAUUAUCCGCAACCGCAACAACAACCCUCGACUACACGACAUGCUGUUUGGUUUGCAACACAGCCAGUCGAGGGAAAACAUCAACUUCCCAGAGGAUGAAGUGGUAGCCAGGUCGGAGGGAGGAAUAGAGGAGAUCGGUGAAUCACCCAGUCCAGGUCCAACCAUAGCUUUACCCCGGGCAGCUUCACCCCUCACCACCAGCCAAGCCCCUCCUCCUGGAGAAGAGCCUGUCAACGUCACCAUCACCGUUAAGGCUACAGGAUCAUAG